ACUUUGACAACAUGUUUGCUCCAUCUAGUUUAUACCGUGCUAAUAGCAAUAGGCAGGUAGAAAACAGUGAUUUACAAUUUUAUGAAAUUCUAAUAAUUUUCAAUAUUGCGUAGUUUCGAGUUGUAUAUUCGUGCAGUUAAAACAGUUCUACAUACAUUUAAAAGCUUUUAUUGAUAUCAUAUCGGUAUACCAUUACAUUCGUGACGUAAUUAGUUUGCCGUGAAGUUGGAAUUAUUUCUUGUACAUAUAUUUCCUAGGAGAUAAGGCCUACGAUAAUGAGAUAAUUGAAAUUUGUAGUGACGGUUCCAUCGAAAGCAGCAAAGCAACGCGAAACUCCUAUCACAAUCGAGCAAUGGUCUGCCUCUGAAAAUAUGAAUUGAUUUCAGUAUUUAUCAUCAUGACAGAAAAUACACUGACCACCCCAAUUUCCCUUUCCACAUAUCAUCAACUGAGCUUAACAGUUGAAUCCGCAAGUAUAAGAAAUUCUGGAUUAUUCAAACCAAAUCCCUAUCUGCAAGUGAUAAUAGAUGAUAAAAUCUCUAAAAAAACUGAAGUCAUAAAGAAUACUUGCCAUCCCAAAUGGAAAGAAGAAUUCACAGUGCUGGUCACUCCUCUGUCUCAAAUUUUAUUUCGGCUCGCUGAUCACCACAGUUUUAGAAAAGACAAUAUCAUUGGUGAAAAAAGGAUAAGCCUUACAAAGGUGUUGGUACAUUUCAAUGGAAAAUGUGAAAAUAUUGAACUCACUAUAGAUUUGAUGAAAGCUGUAUCACAAGAAAAUAGCUCUAAUGGAAAUACUGAAACAAAAACUGCAGAAGUUGUCGUUCUCCUGGAUGGAUUGAGAAUAGAGCUUGCUGUGCUGAAUCAGUCUCAUGAGGUUCUUAAUGAAGCAUCUAGCUCUCGAACACUAUUGAAUGAUGGCCUCAGAGCUAAAGUCAGACAACAACAGUCAUUACAAUCUGUGAGAUCCAUGUUAAGGAUGCAGUCACUCAGGCCACCACCGGGCCCGCCCCCACUCACCAACGGCGCGGCGCACCCGCUGCCCGCGGAGCCCGCGAGCUCGGAGCUGAGCGCGGGCCCCUCGCAGCAGGAGCCGCCGCCCGACGCUUCGUCGCCCGCCGCCGGGCCCUCCGUCGCCGCUGAAGAGCCCUUACCCCAAGGCUGGGAAAUGCGAUACGACGUGUAUGGACGACGGUACUACGUGGACCACAACACCCGGUCGACGUCGUGGGAGCGGCCGCAGCCGCUGCCGCCGGGCUGGGAGGUGAGGCGCGACGCGCGCGGGCGCGUGUACUACGUGGACCACAACUCGCGCACCACCACCUGGCAGCGGCCCGACACGGAGCGCCUGGCGCGCUUCCAGCACUGGCGCGGCGAGCGCCGCCACGUGGUCGCGCAGGGCAACCAGCGCUUCCUCUACCCGCCGCCGCAUCAGCGCCAUGUCGACGCUGAACAAGACUCCGCGAUGGGCGGCGGUCAAGCGGCUGUCGGCGGCGGGGCGGGAGCCCCGGCGGUUGCCGCAGCGGGUGCGGGCGCGGCUCCCCUCGGUGCGGGCGCAGCGCCCCCCGGAGCGAGCGUAGCGCCCCCCGCCGCGGGCCCGGCGCCCCCGCUGCCGGCCGACGACGCGCUGGGCCCCCUGCCUGCUGGCUGGGAACGCCGCGUUCACGACGGCAGGGUGUACUUCCUUAACCAUAAAAAUAGAACUACGCAGUGGGAGGAUCCGAGGACGCAGGGCCAGGAAGUGGGCGCGCCGGAGGAGUCGCUGCCGCUGCCGGGCGGCUGGGAGAUCCGCUACACGGAGGAGGGCACGCGCUACUUCGUCGACCACAACACGCGCACCACCACAUUCCAGGACCCGCGGCCCGGCGCGCCCAAGGGCCCGCAGGGUGCCUACGGCGUACCCCGCGCCUACGAGAGAUCAUUCCGGUGGAAACUUAGUCAAUUUAGAUAUUUGUGCCAGAGCAACGCUCUACCCAAUCAUAUUAAAAUCACAUUAUCUCGUCAAACGCUGUUCGAAGAUUCAUAUCAUCAGAUAAUGAGAUUACCACCUUACGAAUUACGGAAACGGCUAUAUAUAAUAUUUCGCGGAGAAGACGGCUUAGAUUAUGGAGGAGUUAGCAGGGAAUGGUUCUUCUUGCUUUCACACGAAGUACUGAAUCCAAUGUACUGUCUUUUUGAAUAUGCCAAUAAAAAUAAUUACAGUUUACAAAUAAAUCCAGCCAGCUAUGUGAACCCAGAUCACCUACUAUAUUUCAAAUUUAUAGGAAGAUUCAUAGCGAUGGCGUUAUAUCAUGGCAGAUUCAUUUAUUCUGGAUUUACUAUGCCUUUUUAUAAGAGAAUGUUAAAUAAAAAGUUGACUAUGAAAGAUAUUGAAUCAAUUGAUCCUGAAUUUUAUAAUUCUCUAGUGUGGAUAAAGGAAAAUAACAUAGACGAAUGUGGCCUUGAAAUGUGGUUCAGUGUUGAUUUCGAAGUAUUGGGCCAGGUCAUACACCACGAGCUCAAGGCGGGCGGCGAUAAGGAACGCGUCACUGAAGCAAACAAAGAGCAAUAUCUACAACUAGUGACCCAGUGGCGCAUGACCCGUGGAAUUGAAGAACAAACCACUGCAUUCCUUGAAGGCUUCAAUGAGGUCAUAACUCUGGAGUGGCUGAAGUACUUCGACGAGCGGGAGCUGGAGCUGAUGCUGUGCGGCAUGCAGGAGGUGGACGUGGACGACUGGCAGCGGAACACCAUCUACCGCCACUACACGCGCACCAGCAAGCAGGUGCUUUGGUUCUGGCAGUUUGUACGUCAAGUAGAUAAUGAGAAGAGAGCAAGACUGCUUCAGUUCGUGACAGGUACAUGCAGAGUACCUGUCGGUGGCUUCGCAGAGCUCAUGGGAUCAAACGGCCCUCAACGUUUUUGUAUAGAAAAGGUUGGCAAAGACACGUGGUUGCCGCGAUCACACACGUGCUUCAACAGAUUAGAUUUGCCGCCCUACAAGAGUUACGAGCAAUUAUGUGAGAAAUUAAAUUAUGCUAUCGAGGAAACUGAAGGAUUUGGACAAGAGUGAAAUAAUAAAUCUACUUACUAGGUUAAUAAAUGUAAAUUAUUAUUAGCACCUUAAUAUAAUUGCACCACCUCACGAAGAGGAACAUUAUCACCAAUAGAAUUGGUGCUUUCAUAAAAAGACCAACCAAAUAAUUUUAUGAUCACCUUUAUUAUGCAGUGCUCGCUCAGCGAGAAUAUGACCUUCGGCAUUUGAUGUAAAAUAAUGUUUACUGAUGAAAAAUAUAAAAUAAAUAGUUAUCUAGCUCCAAUGUUUGUUAAUUUUAACUUACAAGUAUAUAUUUCUAAAAGUAGCUGCAACUCAAUUGUGUUUAUACUUACGAAUAUAUAUAUCGGCUCUGUUAUAAUAAAUCCGUCAUUGAAAUCCAAUGUACAAAAGAAUUCCAGUCGAUUAGCUAGAUAACAACAGCUUGUCAGUGAGUAUUAUUUUGAUCCAUAGGUCAAAAUCUAUGGUCAACAGCACACGUCAAAUCAGAGCGAAGACCGUGGUCGGAGAAAACUAUAUAUAAAACGUCAUAUUUUCCAUUUCGUCCAUGCAAUAAAGAAAACGCUUAUUGAAAACACACGGAUGAGAAACGGGACAGAGCUCUCAUAUCUUUUACAUCUUUUGUCCUUCAUCGUGUGCCGCGGGGUCAGCCUACUGCGACUAAAACUAAUGUAAUGGGUUAAUGUAUUAGAUAAUUCUAAACUCUUAUCUAUAAUUUUCUUUGUCUUGGGCGGAAAUGCAUACCGUUCCCCACAGUGAAUACGGUAGAACACAUAAACAUAUUGUGAUAUAAAAACAUUAUUCUUUUGUUUGUUUAAAAGUAAGGGUGUGAUUAAAAAUCACGGCCUGAAGUUAUUUCAAGUGUUGAUGUUGUUUUGACAAUGUUUAGACCAUCAAUAUUGUUGUAUUUUACAUAGACAAGAUAAUGUUCAUAAUACUAUCGGUAGUCUUGAACAGCACGAUACAUACUCUGAAUAAUGAUAUACCAUUGCUGCGACACUAGUACUGAAACUUGAGGCAAAUAAUUCAACCAAUAACGUGCUGUUAGACUUAAUGCGAUGACGUGUGUAUAAUGGCAACUGCAGUGAAGCGUGAAACAAUAUAUUUAUUAUGUAGAUAUGUUAGCAUAUUCAAUCAUAUAAGAAAUAUUUUUUUGAGAAUUUCGUUCUCCAGAUGUUAGCAAUGUAUUUUAGACGAGGCUUUAAAUUAUAUUUUAAAAAUGAA
This is a messenger RNA of Plodia interpunctella (Indianmeal moth), 4255 nucleotides long. It is a transcript of the gene Su(dx), whose product is annotated as Suppressor of deltex. Bases 398 to 3049 code for a protein of 883 amino acids. NCBI's taxonomy places the organism in Eukaryota, Metazoa, Arthropoda, Insecta, Lepidoptera, Pyralidae. Gene Ontology annotation, biological process: protein polyubiquitination; proteasome-mediated ubiquitin-dependent protein catabolic process. The record is from RefSeq and is a predicted model, not a curated record. Gene Ontology annotation, molecular function: ubiquitin protein ligase activity; protein binding. The transcript has 14 exons. Gene Ontology annotation, cellular component: cytoplasm.